Molecule: messenger RNA, 5191 nt
Organism: Peromyscus californicus insignis
Lineage: Eukaryota; Metazoa; Chordata; Mammalia; Rodentia; Cricetidae
Gene: Mmachc
Product: metabolism of cobalamin associated C
Exons: 4
Coding region: 125-964 (279 amino acids)
Biological process (GO): cobalamin metabolic process
Cellular component (GO): cytoplasm
Molecular function (GO): demethylase activity; cyanocobalamin reductase (cyanide-eliminating) (NADP+) activity; FAD binding
Source: RefSeq, a predicted model, not a curated record
CAAUUGAAGCUGUUAACUUGUCCUUUACCUCCUGGGAAAUGUAGUCCGGCUCGUCUUAACGCCUAAAAGCCCAAGUUAUCUAUAAGACUCCAUUUCCCAGCAAGCUCAGCGUUCAACGUGCGCUAUGGAGCCUCGUGUCGCAGACCUGAAGCAGAAGAUUGAGGACACUUUGUGUCCUUUUGGCUUCGAGGUUUACCCUUUCCAGGUGGCAUGGUACAAUGAACUCCUGUCUCCAGCCUUCCACUUGCCCUUCCCAGGACCUACCCUGGCCUUCCUGGUACUAAGCACACCUGCUAUGUUUGACAAAGCCCUCAAACCCUUCUUGAAGAGCUACCACCUCCAACCACCAAGAGACCCAGUGGAUCAGUGUGUGUCCCACCACCUGAGGCGUGUUAGGGAGAAGUUUCCAGAACUGCAAAUGGAAGUCAUUGCUGACUAUGAAGUCCACCCCAACCGGCGCCCUAAGAUUCUAGCCCAGACCGCAGCCCAUGUGGCAGGUGCUGCUUACUACUACCAACGACAAGAUGUGGAUGCUGACCCAUGGGGGACCCAGCACAUAGCAGGUGUGUGCAUACACCCCCGAUUUGGGGGCUGGUUUGCUAUCCGAGGAGUAAUAUUGCUGCCAGGGAUUGAAGUACCAAAUUUGCCACCCAGAAAGGCCCCUGACUGUGUGCCUACAAGAGCUGGCCGCAUCACUCUGCUCGAAGGCUUCAAUUUCCAUUGGCGUGACUGGACUUACCGGGAUGCUGUGACUCCUGAAGAACGUUACUCAGAAGAACAGAAGAUCUACUUUUCUACCCCACCUGCCCAACGCUUGGCCCUAUUAGGCUUAGCCCAGCCCUCAGAACACCCUAGCACUACACCUGAGCAUCCCAGUUCCAUGCUUACCAAGCCCCAGAAUUCCAGCAGAGCAAGAAGCUGGCUUAGCCCCAGUGUCUCACCACCUGUAUCCCCGGGCCCUUGACCUUUUCCCCAGUGAGAUAUCACUUAUGUUAGAUUUAUUUUGGGUAAAAUUUGGGGUUUUGAAAAAGCACUUUUGUUUUUUUGUUUUGUUUUGUUUUUUGGUUUUGGUUUUUUCAAGACAGGGUUUCUCUGUGUAGUUUUGGUGCCUGUCCUGGAAUUCACUCUGUAGACCAGCCUGGCCUCCAACUCACAGAGGUCUGCCUGUCUCUGCUUCCCAAAUGCUGGGAUUAAAGACAUAUGCUGCCACCACCCAGUAAAAAAAGCACAUUUUAUUUGAGUAUUAUAAUAGCUCUUCAAAGAGAGUCAAGAUUCACUUUACUGGUCAAGACAAAUCACAUGCCAAGGCAGACUCAAAAUCAGCAGCUGCCUUCAAAUAUUGGACUCAUACCUGUUACUAUUUUUGUGUAGUACUCUAAGAUACUAUUUAGAGUUGUGGUUCUCAAUCUUCCUAAUGCAACCCUUUAAUACGGUUAGUUUUGUUGUGGUAACCCCCAUCCAUAAAAUUAUUUUCAUUGUUAUUGAAAUAACUAUAAUUUUGAUAGCUAUAAAUCAUAAUGUAAAUAUGUUUUCAGAUGGUCUUAGGCGACCCCUGUGAAAGGGCCCUUCAACUCCCAAAGGGGUCCUUGACCCACAGGCUGCGAACCACUGAUUUAGAGGAUCCUAGGGGCAUACACCCUUUAAGUGGUACCUACCACAUAGGGCUAUGCCAAGUCAUUAUUUGAAUAAAGUACUUUGAAACUGUCUGACAUACAGUAAGUAGUAUGUUAUUACUAAAGGCUUAAGGAAUCUUACACUUCUGCUCAAAUAGAUCUAGUUUGAUUAUGGAAUGUUGGAAGGCCAUGAUGGUACAAGACUGUUUUGUCUGCUGUUAUCAAGAAUCCAGAAGAAAUUUCUUGCUGACUUAACAGUGAGGGUCAAGAAUAUUCUCUAAUCACAGCUAGAAUGAAACAAGUAGAAUAGAAUCCUAUCCAAAACCUUUGUUUGCCUGUUCUCUCCAGAGAUGGCCGCUUCCCAAUCCUGAUUGUUCCAGUGUCACUGCCAGGGUCUGAGGAGGUGGUUUAGUCAGUAAAGUGCAAAAGGAUGAGGUUUACCUGUGUGAGGAAUGAGGUCCUGUCUUUAAAAGAAAAAGAAAAAAAGCUGCCUCACAAUCAACUGAAAGUAUAUACAUGCAUACAGAAGUGAGCGUUUUAUUUUUCCAUUGUGUAUGGAAGAGCAAACCCAAGCCCUACUACACUGUUAGCCAUGGCACUACAGUUAAUAUUUGCUGGGUUGCAAAUGAUAGUUCCAGUAAGAUUACUUGUAGUGUUUAUAAUGCUGGGAGGGUUGCAUGGAAACAGAAUUUUUGCUUCUUAGGAUAAAUGCAAAAUAAUAGGCCAGCAACAGGUUUAUUAGGUAAAGAUGCUUGCCACCAAGCCUGCCAUCCACAUGGUGGAAGGAGAGAACAGACUCAUGGAAGCUGUCCUCUUGACCCCAUAUACACAGAUGCACCCCUUCCCCCAUAAACGUGAUUUAAAAGGAAGAAAAGAAAUGGCCAAGCCUAUAAAUUCUUCAAUCCCAGAACUGAGAUGAGUGCAAGAUUAAAGCCGACCUAGUCUUUUGUGGGAGCCCAUUUUCGUUUACCCAGCAGGUCCGCAUAGAGGAUGGUUAGGACCACGGGCCUGAGUGCAGGUGUCUGAGAUGGUCUGCACUUGGCUGUGCUGGGGGAGGAGGUCUUUUGCUCCACCCCUUGGUGUCUCUAUAAAUACCCUGGAGCAGAGACAGUCGGUCGUUGGAAAAGGUUCCAGGCCCUCUUGAGGCUAUCCUUUAUUUUCUAUCUGUUUAUCUCCGCAAUAAAUCCUUCUAUCUAAUAUUUCCUGCUGCUCGCACUCAAGAAAACUCUGGGGAACUGUGGGGGUGGUGGGCAAACGCCCCACAGAAUGGCGCCAUGAACAGGGACUAAAGAAAAAAGAAAAAAAAAGGACUAAAGAAAAAAGGGGGGGACUAAACACAAAUGAACAGGGACUAAAGACAAAGUAAUAGGGACUAAAGAUAAAGGAAAAUAAUAGUUUUAUUAGAGUUUUUGGUGAAAGUGUGAGUCAGCCCUGCCAGUGGAAAGGCAUGCCAGUAUUAUGGAAAAUAUAUAUUUUAUAUAUAUAUAUAUUAUUGAGAGGCAGGGGUUUUAUCCUUGAGAGAAAAGGAAAGCGAACUGGAAGGAUGUCCGGUGCUGCAGCGAAAUUCUCUUCUGUGAAAAUUUUCUAUCUUCUAUCCCUCUCUCAAUUUCUAUCUGAAAAAUAAGUAUAAGGUAUAGGGUAGUAAUAUAGUGUAGGAAAACCUUAGAAGUGUAAGAUCGUGUAGGAAAAAAUAAGUAAGGCAACUAGACAGAAAAACUCUUCAGUUUUCUAACUUUGGGGGCUAUGAAUGCAAACUGGGGGGAAAAAAUCUAUCUUUGGGCUUUACGGGUAGUAAAAAAAAGCUGUUCUUUGAGCUUAUGGGGAAAAAAAGUUUCCUAUGGAAGCUUUUGAACUGGGGACAGUUGAAAUGCUAAGUCCAAGUGGCAGGAGAAAGUAAUUUCUCCCUGAGGCAAAAAUGGAGGCGUAAGAAGUCAAAGUUUAAAGUUGGCAAGUUUUGGGAAAAGUUCGUCUUUCUUUCUCCUGGGGAAAAAAAAAAUCUUUCUCAAACCAUAAAGCUUUUCUUGGAAAACUUGGGGGAAAAAAUCUCUCUAAAAAGCCUUAAUCUUUCUCAAAAGCUCUCUUAAACUUAAAAACUAAAGCCUUUAACUUUCUCAUAAGGACAAAUUAGAAUCACCUGAAGAUAUUAGUAUGGGGACCACCUGUGAUUAGCUCAAAGGGAAAACAACAAACCUCUUAAGACAGCAAAACCUCUCCAAGUUCUCUUUCAAGCUUUAAAAAUCCUCCCUGCAAUGCAGGAGGCAGGGCCAAGUUCCUAAAAACCUCUUCUAAGCUCCGUCUCUUCAAGCUGGUAAAAGACAGAGGGUCAGAGUACCCUGAGGGAAACGCUUGGGACAGUGUGGGUAAAGAGCUACAGAGAGCCCAAAAGGGCAGGAAACUUUACCUGAGAAAAGCAAAAAUGCCAAGCUUUUCAGUUACAGCGGAGCUGAGGCAUCAAGGGUUUUGUUUGAGUGAGCCUUUCAGAAUGAAAGGGUGCUCCUAAUCGUCCUAAUGCAAAGAUCCUCUGAAGCAAUGCAAACUGUUAGCAUUGUAUCCUGGCUUCUGAGCAAAAACCCAGGGGCGACUGGCCAGUGUCUCUGAGUUGGAGUGCAUUUCGGGGGUACUAGGGUUCCUGCAGUUGCAAACUUCCUGGAGCACAGAGCUGAGGCAGGAAGGUGCAGGACCCAGGGGAAGAAUGCUAAUGAACAAACAAAACUAAAGCCAGUGGGAAUGGCACAGUUGUCUGCUUUCCUAUAAGUCCCGGGUUGAUAGGUCCACAGCUGCAAAAAGAAAUCUGAGAAAAGCUUUCCUAUUAGAGAAAGGACCUUUCUGGGAAAACAGUAAAGCUGAACUGUCUGAAGCAGUUGUGCUGCCGAGUCAGAACGCUGUCUGGGGAAAGAGCCCAGCCAGGGCAGAACAGAACUAUCCAGGAGUAAGCUUUCUUUUCUGUCAGAGAAAGCACCUCUUUGAGAAAAGCUUUAUUUUAACUGACUCCCGAUGAGAUGAGGGAGUGUAGCCCUGAGGGGUGAUUGCCUCUGGUAUAAGCACCCAGACAAGCAAAUGCAACCCACUGGGGGACUGGGCCUGGUGAAGGCCUGAUGAAACAAAACGUCUGUCCUAAUGGGAGUUUAGAAAUGGCAAAAACGCCGGGCGGUGGUGGCGCACGCCUUUAAUCCCAGCACUCGGGAGGCAGAGGCAGGUGGAUCUUUGUGAGUUCGAGGCCAGCCUGGUCUACAGAGCGAGAUCCAGGAAAAGGCGCAAAGCUACACAGAGAAACCCUGUCUCAAAAAACCAAAAAAAAAAAAAAAAGAUAGAAAUGGCAAAAACAUCCCUUGUUAGAUUUUCAGUCUGUACGCAAACCACACAGACCCAGAAAACAAAUGGACAAAAAGCCCCUACCUUCAGUAGCAGGGAAAGCCGUCACUGUAGUGUCGGAAAUUUUCUGGGGUAGAGGGGAUAAACUGAGACCAAACUGGAUACUGUCAGGGAGAAAGACUCUGAAGAAAGAGAAGGGACAUAUUCCUCCCCAGAAAAUGCAUGACCUGAAAAAGCUGCUAGAAUUUGAGGCAGAUGGGGGGGGG